AUGCGUUCCUUUGCUUCUUUCUUCACGACGGCACUGGUCGUCGCUGGAGCUCUCGCCGCUCCAGCAGCCAAGCCCAUCACCACGAUGGACCUGUUCAAGCGCCAGUCUACUCCCUCCUCCCAGGGAACCCACAAUGGCUACUUCUACAGCUGGUGGACUGAUGGAGCAUCUCCCGUCACCUAUACCAACGGUGCCGGCGGCUCCUACAGCGUCCAGUGGCAGUCUGGUGGAAAUUUCGUCGGUGGAAAGGGUUGGCAGACAGGCGGACCCAAGACCAUCCAGUACUCUGGCACCUUUUCUCCCGUCAACAACGGCAACAGCUACUUGACAGUUUAUGGCUGGACUAGAAACCCGCUCAUUGAGUACUACAUCGUUGAGAACCAUGGAGAGUAUAACCCUGGCAGCUCGGCUACACCCAAGGGCCAGGUCACCAGCGACGGCUCUGUGUACCAGUUGUACGAGAGCACUCGUGUCAAUGCACCAUCCAUCGACGGUGACCAGACCUUCAAGCAGUUCUGGGCCAUCCGUGAGAACAAGCGCACCGGCGGUACUGUUACAACUCAGAACAUCUUCGACGCCUGGAAGAACGCUGGAAUGACCAUCGGCACUUCGUUUGACUACAUGGUUGUUGCAACGGAAGGUUACAAAUCUGCCGGCUCGGCCAGUAUCACCGUCGAGACUGCCGCUUAA
Messenger RNA from Colletotrichum graminicola M1.001, 690 nucleotides. RefSeq names its product glycosyl hydrolase family 11. The coding region runs from base 1 to 690 and encodes 229 amino acids. The transcript is spliced from 2 exons. The record is from RefSeq and is a predicted model, not a curated record. Lineage: Eukaryota; Fungi; Ascomycota; Sordariomycetes; Glomerellales; Glomerellaceae. Gene Ontology annotation, biological process: xylan catabolic process. Gene Ontology annotation, molecular function: hydrolase activity, hydrolyzing O-glycosyl compounds.